AUGCCAACGAUCCUCGAAAGCCUCGUUGGGACCUAUUUGGGUGCAAACUUGGACGAGAAGGCUUCGAGCAGCCUGCUCGCCCUUCCCAGCCCUGUCACUGCCCUGAGCAUUUUGAACAAAGUUGCCAGCAAUCAAGAUGAGGUGCGGAACAUGUCCGCCUUCGUCUCGACAGCUGUCAGGAAUGCGCUUCCCACGCCCGGAAAGCAAGAGCUGGAGAGCGCUAUAGCCUUAAUGGAGCAGGCUCGCCAGCUCGACGAGAAGGCGAUAAGGGAGUUACAGCAAAAGUCGACCCAGGUAGCUUGCAAUGCUUUGGGUGUCCUCCUACAGCAGACAGAGGGUUCGGUGAGGAAUCCCUCCGCGUAUGUCUGCCGGAACCUGCAGAAUGAUCGGCGAGGCCCCGAGGAUCAUCCGGGGCUGCCUUAUCAAGGUCACACAGCCAUACCACCUCCGCGGGCUGCUCCCCCGCCGCCGGCGCCGGCCUUUACAGGAGGCCUCAUCCCCGCAGCACGGCCGCUGGUAGAGAUCUCACCAGGUGGCCUGGAAGUGUUAGAUGGCCUGCUUGCGAAGUGGCGGCCGUCGAUUGAUCAGCAGGCGUGGCAGUCGCUCAUGGCCUUGGAUUCGAUGGCCGUCGACAUCCUCCAGGAGCUCGAUCAGAAAGCAGACCAAAUUCGCAGCCCCUCGGCCUACGUGCAGCGCGCGGUGGGAAACGCCAAGGCAGGCCACACGCCCGGCCGAGCACGCUCAGGCCACGCGCACGUGCCCAUGGCGCCCAUGACCAUCCCGGCCGCGCCGCCCCCGCCCAGCCACGGCUUUCCGGGAGGUGGGGGACUAGGGCUGGCUCCACACGACGAGGCGCCAGAGGUUGGGAAUCUCUUCAGUGAGCAGGCUAGCUGGAGUCCGUCCGCAUUUUCUCGCGCUUCCAAUGGAGAUCCGGGCAAGGCCAACCUGAUCUCGCAGCCCAGCGAGGCGUUCUACGGCUGCGAGGACGUGCUACGGCUUCUGGACGAGGAUGCCAUGAGAGCCUUGGACAACCUCAGCGAAGAGGCUGCCCGCAAGAUCGUGCUGCAGCUGUCAGACCAGCGGUCGAAGGUGAACAAUCCGUCUGCCUAUGUCAUGAAGGCGGCCAGGAAUGCGCAGCAGGACCCUCCAGGUGCUUCCAGACUGGCGAUGCAGGAGAACAUCAGCCAGCCACCUCCCAUGGACGGUGACGGUAUCGAGCUAGAGGAGGAGAUUGGCCAGCUUUCUGCAUUGCUCGACGAGAAGGCGAUGUCGGCCUUGCACGAGUUGCCGCCCUCCUCCGCUGUCCACAUUGUCCGCAAGUUGAGGAUGCAGGAGGCACAGGUUACCAACGCCAGCGCCUGGGUUUGCAAGGCAGUUGGCAACAUGAAGCGACCUCCGCCCGCAGCAGGCGGCCCCGAGUUCGCCAAGCGGGCCAGGGUGUGA
Messenger RNA from Symbiodinium natans, 1443 nucleotides. The record is from the annotation of a GenBank genome assembly. NCBI's taxonomy places the organism in Eukaryota, Dinophyceae, Suessiales, Symbiodiniaceae.